GUGAGUAUACAUUAUAUGUUAGUUUCUGUUGUGGUUGCAAAGGUUGGCAUGCUGGAAGAUUUCAGCACAGAUCCUAAGCCACUCCACACUGAGUCCAUUCAAGUGAAGACCUCUACUUCCCACCAAGACAAUGAAGACCCCAAGAGACAUGGCUUCUUCUGGCAAUUUCUGCCAAAGAUGACAUCAUACAAGGCUGCGUUUGAAGCCUCAAAGAAAAUGGACUCCUUAUUUUUGCGGGUGCACCAGAUACUCCCUGUGUCCACUUUUAAGGUGCGAGACCCGAGCGAUUUGGUCUUGUCCGGACCUUUUCUCCAGUUCCUCCACGCUCUUCCACUGGAAUACAACUUCGCCCUCUACAGGGACAUCUUUCAGCGCUUCGGAACACACUACUACAGUUCUGGGACGCUGGGGGGUCUCUACGACUUGCUCUACCAGUACAACCGAGAAGAGCUCAGCAGUUCAGGUGAAACCGAGGAGCAUGUCAAAGGUUGUUUGGGACGAGAAACAGGAUGGACCGCGGUCCUGUACAGUCAACACGGGAAUGGACCCAUGUGCUCCGACAACAAGAUGACUCAAAAAUAUCAAGGCUCGUACAUUCGUGCAGCAGAGAAGUCGUUCUCUGCGGUGAGAGGCGGUCGAGCCAGAGAGGCGGCAGCUCUGGCCUGGGACAAGCAGGGUCCGGCUCCUGAUCGGACCUCCUACAAGAACUGGGCCAAGUCCGUCCUUGAAAAUCCUGCCGUGGUCGAUUACAAGGUGUUGCCCAUGGUAGAUCUGGUACGGGGUAUCCCCUGUGCAGCCACAAAGAGGAGGCACCUGAAGAAGGCCCUGCUCCAGUAUUUGGAGGAGUUUGACACAUGCAAGUGUGCGCCGUGCCUCAACAACGCCAAAGCAUAUCUCUCCGGUACGGAGUGCAAGUGUGCCUGCCAGACUGGCACAUUUGGCCCCAAUUGUGAACAAAGAGCUCCUGACUACACCUCAGAGGAAGUAGACGGGUCCUGGAGCUGCUGGGAGCCAUGGAGUCGCUGUGGAGCCUUCAUGAAAAGACACCGCAGGAGGAGGUGCAAUAACCCCGCCCCCUUGAGAGGAGGCCAACCUUGCACGGGUCCUGAGACGGACGAGGAGCUCUGUCACAUCUCCCUCUUUAAAGGACAGGAAACGUGUGACAAUGAUGAUGACUUCUCUACGGGAUGGAGGGAAGAGCUGCCUCCUGGUGUGAAGGGCUGUCCCAGACCACCGCCACCCAACAAUAGCUACCUCAGGAAAGCAAAGCAGUACUAUGACUUUGGUGAGGAUGAGGAGGUCAAGUGCUACACCGGGUUCGACAUGGAAGGUUUCCAGUUCAUCAACUGUCUUCCCGAUGGGACGUGGAGUCCACCAAAAGCGAGGUGCCUCAGGAAGAUCUGCCUUCCUCCCAACAUCCCUGACAGCAUGACUUUGUCCCCCAACAAAGAGGAAUACAAAGUGGGUGAUGUAGUGGGUUUCAACUGCCUUGAGGCGGGCCUGUCUCCACUGCCUCGAGGUCUGCACAGGUGUGGCACCAGCCUCACCUGGGAGCCCCCGUUACCUGCAGCACUACACUGCACUGAUGAGGAAGCGUAUGAAGCUGACAGUCAGUGUGGUCCUGGUGAAGAACGUCAAGGCUCUCAAUGUGCUUGCAUUCCACGGGAGAUCUGCUUAACCGAACCGGAGAGUCUGUGCGUCCUGAACACCGACGUCAACGUCACCGUGCCGAUGUCCCUCUGCUCCUUCCACGCUGCCCGUUGCCACGGCGACCCCCUCCUCUUCCUGAGCGACGGCGCUUGCGACGCUGUAGGUCCGGCUGAACUGGAGUGGGCCAGGUUCCGAGCCGCGUGGGCCUUGAAGAGUUCUGUUCGGGAGCCGUGCGACCUCAAUGUUUGUUACGAAUGGGAGAGCUGCUCGUCCUCCACAAAAUGUGAAUGCAGAGCAGCUCGGGAUUGUCCUCCAGCCACGGAGCACAUGUUCUGCCUCAAGCUGACUCGAGGCCAGAUGACUCGCAGCAUGAAUCUUUGCUCCAUGGUCGCCCUCAGGUGUGCCAACUACCAGUUUGAGAUCCUCAAUGAAGGAUCCUGUACUGUGUGAUACCGGCGACUCUGUGUGGCCCAGCUAAAGGAUCCUGUACUGUGUGAUACCGAGGACUCUGUGUGGCCCAGCUACCAGUUUGAGAUCUUCAAUGAAGGAUCCUGUACUGUGUGAUACCGGCGACUCUGUGUGGCCCAGCUAAAGGAUCCUGUACUGUGUGAUACCGAGGACUCUGUGUGGCCCAGCUACCAGUUUGAGAUCUUCAAUGAAGGAUCCUGUACUGUGUGAUACCGAGGACUCUGUGUGGCCCAGCUACCAGUUUGAGAUCUUCAAUGAAGGAUCCUGUACUGUGUGAUACCGGGGGCUCUGUGUGACCCUACACUACAUUUUCUCUCCAACAAUUAGGGCUUGAAUCAUCAAAUGAAACCCUCCAAAGCGACAAAAUGUCGCUAGUUGUGGAAAAUAUUAACCAGGGUUGUAUAAAGUCGAGUUAGGAGGCCAUUUGUGGGCCCUAAUCAUUUGUUUAGGGUAUAGCUUAUUUGGUAGAGUGGCCAUGCCAGCAACUUGAGGGUUCCAGGUUCAAUCCCCGCUUCUGCCAUCCUAGUGACUGCAGUUGUGUCCUUGGGCAAGACACUUUACCCACCUGCUCCCAGUGCCACCCACACUGCUUUAAAAAUGUAACUUGGACAUUGGGUUUCAAGAUGUAAAGUGCGUUGAGUCGCUAGAGAAGAGUGCUAUAUAAAUAUAAUUCACUUCACUACGGCAUUUUUUGACUUUAAGACGCAUCUUUUACACGUUAUGUAGACCACAAGGAAAUGUUUUACAUUUAGAAAAAUGAAAUAAAAUAUGACCCCUUAAAUGCGCCCUAUAAUCUGAUGCUCCUUUUGUAUGAAAAUAGACCUGACUAAACCCACUCCUCGGCACUGCACCUUAUAGUUCGGUGCGCCCUAUGGUUCAGAAAAUACGGUACUGUUAUUAAAACAAAACAUUAAAAGUAUAAUUUUAAAAAAAACAUGUGGAAUGUAUCUUAAGGGGCUGGUGUUUGACUGGAUCCCAGGAUUUAGAGACGGCAGGCAAAGGGCAGGAAAAAACUAAAUCAAUGAUGUGCAGCAGGGAAGUGCACACGGGGCAGGCGGGGCUAGGAGAGCAUAAAGCACAAAAAGCAAAGUAAAACUAAAUAAAUCCUGUCCCUGAUUAUAAAGCUUCCUUAUUCCCAACCAAGGGCAGGUGGGUCAAAUCACCAGGACCUGGAAAAAAGGCCGAAACACCCAAGCCCAAAAAUAUCAUCUGAAAUCAAAAAGUAAUUUUUUAAAGUACAUACUUUAUGGGUUUAUAAAAUGAGAACAGAGUGGACACCCCCGAUAUAAAGUCUACAUUUAAAUGGAUUAUAGUGCCAUAGUGUGUUUAAACCAUUGUGGGACUUAUCUACUAAAGUCUCGCAUGUGGUUAAACACCUGCAAACAUGAUAGUUCCCCCAAAGCUGAUCCACUAAGCUUGUGUGCAGAUGAUUGCAUUUUUUGGAUGUGCAAAAUACUGAGUGCAAUCCAUUUAGCGUGUUCAUGUUUAUGCAGAAUGUAUGAAUGAUGAAGACUACAAUGUCUACAGUACUAGGGAAGACAUGCAAAGAAACCAUGUACUGCUUUUCAGUGGGAUUUAUUAAGACUGUUUUGCGUCCUUAUAUUGCACGUACAGAAAAUAUGUGCAAACUCGGACAGUUGCACACAAAUGGCUGCGAGAAAGGUGUGUGGGGGGGGCGGGGGGGGGUGCUGCAACAACAGUCUGUGUGUCAACAUAUUUAGAAAUACAAUUAUUAGCAAUGUCAUGUUAUACUUUUGUAACUGCUUGAUGACUUAAGGGGCUGAUUAAAACUAAUUGAACAGAA
Nerophis ophidion (straightnose pipefish) is the source of this 3922-nucleotide messenger RNA. RefSeq names its product complement component C6-like. Gene Ontology annotation, cellular component: membrane attack complex. Gene Ontology annotation, biological process: immune response. The transcript has 12 exons. The coding region runs from base 16 to 2100 and encodes 694 amino acids. The record is from RefSeq and is a predicted model, not a curated record. Lineage: Eukaryota; Metazoa; Chordata; Actinopteri; Syngnathiformes; Syngnathidae.